AAUUUUAUUUUUUUAAUAUCCAGUGACUGUGCUGUGAGCUGAUGAGUGGACAGCCCAAAGAUGUCCGGCCGAGAAAAAAGAUCUGCUCGCAAACCAAAACCUGCCAGGUCCCAGUCUGCCAGAGCAGAGUUGACUUUCCCAGUAAGCCGCGUCCACAGGCUGUUCAGAAGAGGCAGGUACGCAAAGAGAACUGGCCCCGGUGCUGCAGUGUACCUGGCAGCUGUCCUGGAGUACCUCUGUGCUGAGCUUCUGGAGAUGGCAGGAAAAGCCAGCAAGGCCAACAAGAAGCGGCGCAUUACUCCACGACACAUCCUGUUGGCUGUGAAGAACGAUGACGAGUUCAGCCAGCUGCUGGCAGCAGUCACAAUCGCCGAGGGUGGUGUGCUCCCCAACAGCCAGUCAAGCCUGCUCCCAAAGGCCAAGGUGUCAAGGAAAGGUGGCUCCUCCUAAAGAUGCCCACUCCCAAGUGUUUUAACUAAAUUUAUACCCCAAACAAUAAAGUUUAUAUUUGUAUUUUUCUAAA
This is a messenger RNA of Nematolebias whitei (Rio pearlfish), 523 nucleotides long. Its product is annotated as late histone H2A.2.2. The coding region runs from base 61 to 450 and encodes 129 amino acids. The transcript has 2 exons. Gene Ontology annotation, molecular function: structural constituent of chromatin; DNA binding; protein heterodimerization activity. Gene Ontology annotation, cellular component: nucleosome. NCBI's taxonomy places the organism in Eukaryota, Metazoa, Chordata, Actinopteri, Cyprinodontiformes, Rivulidae. The record is from RefSeq and is a predicted model, not a curated record.